Messenger RNA from Eriocheir sinensis (Chinese mitten crab), 5602 nucleotides. Its product is annotated as calcium-transporting ATPase sarcoplasmic/endoplasmic reticulum type-like. The coding region runs from base 104 to 2968 and encodes 954 amino acids. Gene Ontology annotation, cellular component: membrane. Gene Ontology annotation, molecular function: ATP binding; ATP hydrolysis activity; P-type calcium transporter activity. The transcript is spliced from 10 exons. The record is from RefSeq and is a predicted model, not a curated record. NCBI's taxonomy places the organism in Eukaryota, Metazoa, Arthropoda, Malacostraca, Decapoda, Varunidae. Gene Ontology annotation, biological process: calcium ion transmembrane transport; intracellular calcium ion homeostasis.
CUAACCUGCCCUACCCCCCCCAGAGUUGCCGGCUGAGGAGGGCAAGUCACUUCUUCAGCUGGUUCUGGAGCAGUUUGAUGACCUGCUGGUGAAGAUCCUGCUAAUGGCCGCCAUCAUAUCCUUUGUGUUGGCAUGCUUCGAGGAGAGCGAGAAUUCCGUCACUGCCUUCGUGGAGCCGUUCGUCAUCCUGCUUAUCCUCAUCGCUAAUGCCAUCGUGGGAGUGUGGCAGGAGCGCAAUGCAGAGUCCGCCAUUGAGGCCUUGAAGGAGUAUGAGCCGGAGAUAGGCAAGGUCGUGCGCGCCAACAAGAAGGGUGUCCAGAAGAUACGAGCGAGGGAGGUCGUGCCCGGCGACAUCAUUGAAGUGGCAGUGGGUGACAAGAUCCCCGCCGAUAUCCGCCUCAUCAAGAUCUUCUCCACCACGCUGCGGGUCGACCAGUCCAUCCUGACGGGGGAGUCUGUGUCCGUCAUCAAGCACACGGACAUCGUAUCGGACUCCAAGGCUGUCAACCAGGACAAGAAGAACAUCCUCUUCUCGGGGACCAACGUGGCCACAGGCAAGGCGCUGGGCAUCGUGGUGGGCACCGGCCUGGGCACAGCGAUAGGCAGGAUUCGUACUGAGAUGGUUGAGACGGAAGACAUCAAGACCCCGCUGCAGCAGAAGCUUGACGAGUUUGGCGAGCAGCUGUCCAAGGUGAUCUCCAUCAUCUGCGUGGCCGUGUGGGCCAUCAACAUCGGCCACUUCAACGACCCUGCCCACGGCGGCUCCUGGAUCAAGGGCGCCAUCUACUACUUCAAGAUCGCUGUGGCCCUGGCCGUGGCCGCCAUCCCCGAGGGCCUGCCGGCCGUCAUCACCACCUGCCUGGCCCUGGGCACGCGCCGCAUGGCCAAGAAGAAUGCCAUCGUGCGCUCCCUGCCCUCCGUGGAGACCCUGGGCUGCACCUCCGUCAUCUGCUCCGACAAGACCGGCACGCUCACCACCAACAUGAUGUCCGUCUCCCGCAUGUUACUCAUGGACAAGGUCGAGGGGAAUGAGUGCAGCCUGCUGGAGUUUGAGGUGACUGGGUCCACGUACGAGCCCAUCGGUGACGUGUAUCUCCACGGCAACCGGGUGAGCGGCGCCGACUUCAAGGCCCUGCAGGAGCUGGCCACCAUCUCCUGCCUCUGCAACGACUCCUCCAUUGACUACAACGAAUUCAAGGGCACGUUUGAGAAGGUCGGGGAGUCUACUGAAACAGCCCUCAUUGUGCUCGCCGAGAAACUCAACCCCUAUAACUUGUCCAAGGCCGGGGUGGACCGCCGCUCAGCCGCCACCAUUUGCAAACACGACCUGGAGACUCGCUGGAAGAAGGAGUUCACGCUGGAGUUCUCCCGCGACCGCAAGUCCAUGUCCUCCUACUGCACGCCCCUCCGACAGUCCCACCUCGGAACCUCCCCGAAGAUGUUCUGCAAGGGUGCGCCAGAGGGGAUCUUAGAGCGCUGUGCUUAUGUACGUGUCGGCGACCGGCGCGUCCCCCUCACCCCCGCCGUUAAGGAGAGGAUCUUGGCCGUGACGCGUGUGUAUGGCAGCGGACGGGACACACUCCGCUGCCUUGCCCUGGCCACCCGCGAUGACCCGCCCAACCCUGUCCACAUGGAUCUUGGGGACUCGGAUAAGUUCCACACGUAUGAGGUGGACAUGACGUUUGUGGGGGUCGUGGGCAUGCUAGACCCACCCAGGAAGGAGGUGCGUGAGUCCAUCAGGAGGUGCUACGCCGCCGGCAUCCGCGUCAUCGUCAUCACCGGUGACAACAAGGCCACGGCCGAGGCCAUCUGCCGCCGCAUCGGGAUAUUCGGGACUGACGAGGACACCACCGGCCUGUCCUACUCUGGCCGGGAGUUUGACGAGCUGUCCCCAGCGGAGCAGCGGUCCGCCUGCCUCAGGGCGCGGCUCUUCUCCCGCGUGGAGCCGUUCCACAAGUCCAAGAUCGUGGAGUACCUGCAGGGGGAGAACGAGAUCUCUGCCAUGACCGGUGAUGGCGUGAAUGACGCCCCGGCCCUCAAGAAGGCCGAGAUCGGCAUUGCCAUGGGGUCAGGAACGGCCGUGGCUAAAUCAGCUUCAGACAUGGUGCUGGCUGACGACAACUUCUCGUCCAUCGUGGCGGCCGUGGAGGAGGGCCGCGCCAUCUACAACAACAUGAAGCAGUUCAUCCGUUACCUCAUCUCCUCAAACAUCGGCGAGGUGGUGUCCAUCUUCCUGACGGCUGCCCUGGGCCUGCCCGAGGCGCUCAUCCCCGUACAGCUGCUCUGGGUCAACCUGGUCACGGACGGACCACCGGCCACGGCCCUGGGCUUCAACCCUCCCGAUGUUGACAUCAUGCUGCACCGCCCUCGCAAGGGCAACGAAUCCCUCAUCUCCGGCUGGCUCUUCAUCCGCUACCUGGCCAUCGGCUUCUACGUGGGCGUGGCCACAGUGUUCGCCGCCUCCUGGUGGUUCAUGUACGACCCCACCGGCCCACAGGUCACCUAUUACCAGCUGUCCCACCACCUGUCCUGCCUCAACGACCCAGAGAACUUCAAGGGCCUGGACUGUGCUGUGUUCAGCCACCCCGCGCCCAUGACCAUGGCGCUGUCUGUCCUCGUCACCAUCGAGAUGCUCAACGCCCUCAAUAGCCUCUCGGAAAACCAGUCCCUUGUGGUGAUGCCGCCCUGGUACAACGGGUGGCUGCUGGCGGCGAUGGCCCUCUCCAUGGUGCUCCACUUCUUCAUCCUGUACUUCAACAUUCUGGCGGUGGUCUUCAACGUACAGCCCUUGUCCGUGGCCCAGUGGAUGGCGGUCCUCAAGAUCUCCUUCCCCGUCAUCCUCCUGGACGAAACCUUCAAGCUGGUGGCGCGACAAGUCACCUUCGGACGCAACCCCAUCCUCGCCUCACACUGGAUCGUGCUGGCCUGGGCUGCAUACUUUGCGUUCAUCAAGGUCUACUUCUUUUAACCCCUCCGCUGCCUGCUAUCACUGGUGGGCUGAGGCUGGGGAAGCACCAAGUACUCCUGUGGUGCUUGGGGGUCCAAAGUGGGUUAUUUUAUACUUGGCAGUCUGUACCGGCUGUUUGGGGCAUUGUGGAGGCUUAGGCCGGGGUGAGGGGUGACGGUGUUUGUAUGUGUGUGUGUGCGUGUCAGUCCGCCGUGGUCUGCCUCAGGGACACCAGCGCUUAGCCGUGAUGUCCUCAGGGUAGCCAGACCAUCCCAGACCCCGAGGGAGGUUGGCAGACUGGCAUUGGAGGUCAGUGUCGCUGCCCUGGGGGGGUGACCUCUUGAGGGGGUGACUCGUAGGACAAUAGCCGUGUGCGUGUGUUUGUGUGUGUAGACUGCACACACACAUGUAUGUACAUUCGCGCAUAACUGUACAGGUCAAAUACAGGUCUAAUACAAGCUUGUCCCCGCCCAGCGCCCACCCAUAACAUGUCAUAACGUGUCCCGCAGUUUACCUUUGUACAGAGAUGUGGGCACGAGUUUGCAUGCGAUUAACGGGUGAGAGUUUACGUGUCUGCCUAAGAGUAUUAACACCAGGUAAACCACACCUUUGCCCUUUGUACCUAACUUUAUUCUGGGCGAGUUUACAUGUCUUGAGUUUACACAGGCUCUUGUAAGUUAGAUUUGCCUGUCUGUGAUGUAGAAAAGUGGGUGUAUGUUUAGAGUUUACAUGUCCUGGAAUUUUGGUGGGACGCAUUUACAGUUUACACAUAGUCAAUCCAAUAGGCCUAUGUGAUGUAGGAAGGUGGGCUGGAGUUUACAUUUCCGGACAUACUGAAAUUUGGAGAUAGAGACAAGUUUACAGAUUGGUGCAGUCACUUUACAUUGGGACAAGUUUACAGAGUUCGCAAGACCUGUCUGUGAUGUGGGAAUGUGAGUUUUAAGUUUACACAUCCUGAUAUACUGAAAAAUUAAGUUGAGUUUUCAGCCACCAAUUUACAUAAGGUCAAAUUUACAGAGUUUGCAAGAUCUGUCUGUGAUUCAGGAAGGCGAGUUUUAAGUUAACACAUCCUGAUAUACUGAAAAAUUAAAACUCGUAACAUUUUCAGCUGUCAAUGUUCAUCAGGUCAAAUUUACAGAGUUCGUACAGGCUAUUAUGAGUUCGCAAGAUCUGUCUGUGAUGUGGGAAUGUGAGUUUUAAAUUUACACAUCCUGAUAUACUGAAAAAUUAAAACUCGUAACAUUUUCAGCUGUCAAUGUUCAUCAGGUCAAAUUUACAGAGUUUGCAAGAUCUGUCUGUGAUGUGGGAAGGCGAGUUUAAAGUGAACACAUCCUGAUAUACUGAAAAAUUAAAACUCGUAACAUUUUCAGCUGUCAAUGUUCAUCAGGUCAAAUUUACAGAGUUUGCAAGAUCUGUCUGUGAUGUAGGAAGGCGAGUUUUAAGUUUACACAUCCUGAUAUACUGAAAAAUUAAAACUCGCAACAUUUUCAUCAGGUCAAAGUCACAGAGUUCGCACAGGCUGUUAUCACUUAGCAAGGCCUGUCUGUGAUGUAGGAGCGACGGCGCGUGAGUUUUGGUUACAUUUUCCGACGUAGUAAAACUUAAGUGACGAGAGUUUAGAGAUUAGCUUAGUUAGAUUACACCAGCCAGUCAGUCAGCCAUGCCUCGGAAUGGUGUAGCAGUCUGGGUAUAGUUUAUAUAGUUUACCAGUUAGCAAUGUCCCCCUCCCCUUCCUCACUCCCAUGCCCUUCGAUAUAUCAUUCCGUUUUCAUAUAAGGGUAACAUUGGUUGCCUUGCGUGUGAGUCAGGUUCAUAAUUCCAUCUGUAGGCAGUUUCAUGUUGACAUUUUCCAGGUCCCGUCGGGCACUAGUUGUUAUCCAUAAGAGUUACGUGAAAUGCAAACCGACAUUGAUAUAGUGUUUUUUUAUAUAUGUGUGUGUGUGUGUACUCUGGGUGUAGUCGCGAUCUCGAAGUACCCAAAACACACGAGACACUAUCUUACGGGUGACAAUUUGAAUUUCGCCAGACUCCUUUGGUAACAACAUUGCCACACUAUCCUGGUUUCUGCUCUCCCCACCUCUCCUUUCGCUACAUGAUAAUCGCCUCAUUGAACUCUCACAAAUCAGUAAGGUCACAUCAUGCAACAAAAGGAGAGGUGGGAAGGUCGACGCAACCACUUUUCAUUCAUUCUGAUCGGGAUGCCUGGAAAUGCGUAACAUGGCGCUGUCUCCAAUGUACAAGAGUUUAAGAGUUCGUGAAGUCAUGCGUCUGUUUGUGAGCGUGGUGACUGGUGGUAACAUGGCAGGGCUUCAUGUAUGUUUGUGUUUUACUGACUCUAUGUUGUUUUGUUAUGAGGUUACGUUCAACACAGACUGACGCACGAGUCCCAUCGGGAUGUGUGAAGGGUGAACCUGUUGUUGUACUCAAGCCCCUGUUGUUUUAUGUAUCACUUGUCUGUGUUUUUGUUUGAGUGAGUAGUGAUGUUAAUAUGAGAUGAUGUCAGAGUGAUGGGAAGGUUAAAUACAGGCAUCCCGCACUGUACAAUUUGGUUAUGUUCUUAAAAAAUGACUAGUGGGCGAGUUUCUGUGAGAGUGAAUACAAACCCAUGUUCCCUGUACACUUGCAGAAAUAAAUACAUGAAAUAGCAGAAAUAAA